Punctularia strigosozonata HHB-11173 SS5 is the source of this 2484-nucleotide messenger RNA. Its product is annotated as Sec34-domain-containing protein. NCBI's taxonomy places the organism in Eukaryota, Fungi, Basidiomycota, Agaricomycetes, Corticiales, Punctulariaceae. The record is from RefSeq and is a predicted model, not a curated record. The coding region runs from base 1 to 2484 and encodes 827 amino acids. Gene Ontology annotation, biological process: Golgi organization; intra-Golgi vesicle-mediated transport; intracellular protein transport. The transcript is spliced from 11 exons. Gene Ontology annotation, cellular component: cis-Golgi network; membrane; COG complex.
AUGGCCAGGCCGCCGCCCUUGAGGCGUAGCACCACCGCGGCAGCGGCAGCAACACCUCCGCCCAAGCUAAAACCGGUCAUCAAUCUGGAGGAAUGGGACGCGAAGACGCAACUCAGCGAGUCUGCGCUGCGGACCGUGCACCGAAUCGAGCUGGCCAGCAAGAAAACGCCUUUGCCACCGAAGUUUAGCUUGGAAGAUCCGGAGAGUUCAUCUCGUCCGUCCACCCCUGCUGGACUCCGCAACAAGCUGGGUGGGAUAGCGGGCGGCUCACGGCCGUCUACGCCGUCCAAUCGCCAGCACACGAGUACACAUCCGCUCCACCCCAAAGCACCCAUUCAGACGCCCCAACAGUUUUACGACUGGUACGCGCUCAUCGAGCGGUCGGUCGCGCGCAGCCAGGAGGCGCACUUCAGGGCACAUCUCGACAAUGUAUCGUCGCACCUCGCUACUUGCGAGGAGCUUGCGCACAAGAUCGACGAGGUGGACGGAGAUAUUUCGGGGAUGUUGGAGCAUUGGAAGCUUGUCGAGGAUGGGGGGAAGAACUUGAAGGAGGCCUGUGAGCGCCUUCUCGAGGAGAGGGACAGGUUGAUCGGCACGACGGAGGAAAUUGGACAACGACUGGAGUAUUUCCAGGAACUCGAGCAUGCGACUCGCAUGCUCAAUCAUCCCGGAGAGUCGCUCGUCUUGCAGUCGGAUUUCCUGUACAUGGUAGAGAGGGUGGACAUCUGCAUCCAAUACAUGCAGUCUCACCGGCACUUCCGCGAAGCCGAGCUGUACCUCCUCCGAUUCCAACAAUGCAUGACCCGUGCCAUGACACUCAUCAAGAUGUUCUUCGUCGGUUCCCUGCGCGCCCUGACGGCCGACGUUACGCGUCGCAUAUCGGAAAAGGACGUUUCCCUCACCGCCCAAUCUCAUCUCUUGUACACCCGCUUCAAGACUGUCGCGAACACCGUUCGCCCGCUCUUGAACGAGCUAGAACGAAGAGCCGCCGCCCACCCGGAGACGCUUUCGGGGCUGCUGGACGACUGCCAUCAAGCCUAUUUCACAGCGCGCCGGCGACUCCUCAUCGACCGGCUCACGGAGGAGAUCCGAGGCCUCGACCCUUCACGGACGGAGUUGGUGGAGCUUACCAGAGCGGGAUGUAGCUACCUCAAGCAGGUGUGCACGGACGAGUUCAUGCUUUUCCGAUCGUUCUUCAACUCUGGCGAAGAGCUGCUCUACGAAUACCUCGAGAAGCUGUGCGACUAUCUCUACGACGACCUUCGUCCUCGUAUCCUCCACGAACAGCGCCUCAGCGCCCUCUGCGAAGUCUGUACCGUCCUGCAGGCGCUUAUGGUGCUCGAUGUUCCAGUCGUCGAGGACGGCUCCGACGACGAAGACGACGAGGAUCUGCUUUUGAUGAUGGACCCCACGGCAGGCGGAAAGGCCGACCAUCGCGGCCUGAGGCAACUCCAGAUCGGCCACCUGCUCGAGAUGGUCUUGCAAGACGCGCAAACCCGGCUGUUCUUCAAGGCCCAGGCGGUCAUUCAAUCGGAUAUCCGGUACUACGUACCCAUAGCGGAGGACCUUGCAUAUCCUGACAAGCUGGUCGGUCAGUGCACGGGAACCCUUGACGCGCGGAAGCCUCCACCGAGCAACGCGAUCCGAGAGAAGGAGAGUGUCAGCGAGUUGUUCCAUCUUCCGUCGAUGGAAAGAAGGAGCACGUGGUAUCCGACAUUGGAGAGGACGGUAUGGGUCCUGUCUCAGUUGCACGACUUCGUCAAGCCCGAGAUCUUCAAUGACAUGGCUCACGAGGCCAUCAGCGUGUGCCUACAGUCGCUGGUCGUCGCGUCCGACCACAUCAAGCAGCGGAACACGCCUAACAGCGCCUUGGAUGGUGCUCUCUUCCUCGUUCGCCACCUCUUGAUCUUGAAGGACAUGACGAAUACGCUGGACCUUGCCUCCAGGGCAUCCGAUUCUGUGACGGAUCCUCACGGAAUCAAUGAAACGUUAGCCAACGUGUUGGGCAGGACGACAUCACUGCUGCCCGCCGCGCUCUUCACCUCGCUGGGAUCAACACAGGGCAUCGACAAAGAGCUCCAGCGCGCCUGCGAGGAAGUGAUCUUCCACUGCGCGGAGCCCAUCUGCGCGCCGCUGCGGAACUGGCUCGAUCGCGCCCGGAUGUACAACCAGCAGAAACACGAGGCGCCGCUGAUCUCCCAGGACUGGGCGACGCAGCCGAGGGCGGAGGAGCUCGAGAGCCACUUCAGGCUCGCGUGCGAGCGCGAUCUGAGGGCGGCGGUGAUCAGGAUGAAGCUGUACCUCGAGGACGAGCGGACGGUGGGCGUGCUCGUGGUGCACGCGCAGGAGCGGAUCGUGGAUGAGUAUGUGGGGUUCGCGGAGAUGGUGGGGACGCUGUAUCCGGGCGAUAUGCGGUCGAAGCUGAUGUCUGUGGAGGAGCUGAAGGGGAUGUUGUGGAGGGUGUGUAAUGAGUCGGGGCCGUGA